CACUAAGGUCAUUGCAUCGCGCAAGCGCUCUGAAAGGUUAGGGGAGUUCACUAUGAGUGAUGAGGUUGGGGCACUAGUUUUUGACUUUGGAUCGUAUUCUCUUCGAGGGGGUUUUGCUGGCGAAGAUAACCCUAAGAUUGAUAUUCCAUCUACUCUUGGGAUUAUUGGAAAUGAAGAAGGUCUACCAGCGAAAAGAGUCGUUGGCCAAAAUAUCUUGAUACCUCGUAAAGGAACUGACCUCCAAUCAUUUCUUAAAGAUGGAUUAAUUGAUGACUGGGAUGCUUUUGAGGAUGUUAUGAGUCACAUGCUACGGUACCUUACACCUGAAGAGGCUAGUCAUCACCCGAUACUUUUUUCGGAACCUUCAUGGAAUACAAAGUCAAAACGAGAGAAAAUUGCUGAAAUUUUGUUCGAAAAGUUUAAAGUUCCAGCAUUUUAUAUAGCCAAGAACGCUGCUUUAACUUGUUUUGCAAACGGCAGACAUACUGGUUUGGUUUUGGAUUGUGGUGCUAUUCACACAUCAGCCGUCCCCGUGUACGAUGGUUUAGUUCUAACUCAAGAGGUUAUACGCUCCCCUUUGGCUGGCGAUUUUAUUGUUCAGCAGGCACAAAGGUUAAUUCUGGAUGAGCUUAAAAUAGAAGUUGUUCCAUAUUAUCGUGUCGCAUCUAAGGAGCCUGUAAAUGAACGUGAACCUGCAAAAUGGAAAGAACGGACAAAUCUACCACCUGUUUCCACAUCAUAUGAGAAUUAUAUGUUGAAAUGCCAAAUACAAGAUUUUGUGGCGUCAGUUUUACAAGUUUCUGAAGAUCGUUAUGAUCAAAGCCAAGCGGACACUUUUCCAAUGGUUGGUUAUGAGUUUCCAAAUGGAUUCAAUUUUGAAUUGGGUCAUGAACGUUUUCAAAUCCCUGAAGCUUUAUUUGAUCCAUCUAUAUUGUUAGAAGCUGGCGGUAGUUCAAUGUUAUCAAUGAGUCACAUAGUGGCUAGUAGCAUUAGUAUGUGUGAUAUUGACAUUCGACCUGUAAGUGUAAUUUAUUUUAAGUAUUUUCUUUUUACUGUUUUGUUUUAAUUAAUGUGUUAAUUGACCAGUCAACAUUAACGUAUGACUCAAGAUAGUUCAAUUCACUUCCUCAAUACAGGGAAAUGGAAUUAGUCGGACUAUUUUUGAUUAAUCAAAUAGAUUAAACAUAGAGUAUUUGGUUUUAAAAGAACUAAUGAAUCUAUGGAAGCUAAGAGAAGAUGAAGAAUAAAUAUAUUUAGUCUCAGAUUGGAACUAAUUUUGAGGCAAUUUCGAUUCGGAUUCAUUUAUUAACUUUGAAUACAUAGUUUAUAAAUCGUUGUUUAAUGAGGACACCAACAAAAUCCAGAGUCUUCUAAUUUCAUGUAGAAACAUUACAAGCAUGUUUGAGAUGGAUUUCUUCCAAUCAAAACAGGAGAUGUUUCCAUAAGACCGAUCUAUGUCAACGUCUAAACUAAUAACUUGGAAUGAAGUAGUUGAAGGCGCAGACCAUUUCACUUAUCUCGGAAGUCUCAUAAAUCUUGGUGUACUACUGAUUUUAGAUGAACUUUGGCAGUUUGAAAAUUUGGUUGAUUUUUACAGAUUUAAAUGUCGUAGUUAGGAUUACGUCUGCCAACUAAUGGGAGUGUGUACUUCUGAAAAUCAAUUCACUCUGUGCUAUUUUGCAGCUUCGAAGCAUGGACUUCGUAGUAGAAGACUGGGUAGGCCCAUUACUUGUUCACUAAUUUCUUUGGAGUAUCUGUCACUUACUCUUCGUGGAAUAACUAAGUGGUAGAGCAGAGUGGACUAGAAGAAAGCUAGGAUUUUAGAUUAGUUCAUAAAACCACUGACUGUUAGAAAUUGAGCAUGUUGAUAGGUAGAGACCACGUGGUUGGGAUCUUCGCGAUAACCUUGACCAAUAGUCGGAGACGUUGAGUGACAUGAUUCGGAAUCGAUCACCCACUCAUAAUACACCAAGUUAAAUAUCAAUUUUAUCACUACCUAGAGGGAGAAAUAUUCGCCACAUAAUUUAUGUAUCCAUACACACUACUUACUAAUAAUCAGUAGUCUGAGUUACAUGGCUAUAUUUCUACUUUUCGUAUGCUGCAAUAGGGUAAUAUACCUUUGUUUUCAACAGACCAAUCAUAUUUCGAUUAGUUCUCCUACUUCUGAUAGUACUUAUUAUGCAUUUAUUCUCACUAUUCAUGCUACUCUUUUAAAUUUAAUUUAUACUAAAAGAAUUGUAUAACUGAAAUGUAAUACCUAAUUCCUGUUUUUAUUGGUCUCAUUCUCACCUCGACAUGCUCGUGUACUGUUUUCUGAUUUACAUUGUAUUCUGCUUUGGACCAAUACAAAUAUGAAACUGUCUUAAUUCAGUCAAUACUCCAAAACGUAUAAAAAGAACGAGUUAAUCGAACACAAAAACAAAUAUAUACAGAAACAUAUACGUUACUUGUUAUUAUUAGAAUGAUGCAUGUUCACAGAUCCAAAUAGAUAUCUAUAAUUAUAAUAAUGUAGGUAAAGUAAUUCAAGAUAAUGUCAGAUAUAGAUUCAAGGUGUUCAUGUGUAAUUGACAGGGAAUAUGCUGUAUGAAGUGAACUAAAACGUGUUCAACAGGCUUGUUAGUAAACAGUUACAAAAUGGCAGCCAACAAAGUCAAUGUAUAUGUGAACACGUGUGUUUGGCAAACGGUAAUCCUUAAGAUAUGUGAGAAAAAUGAACGGAAAUAAAGGGAAUUGUUGGAGAGACCCAGAAAAUUCCUCGAAAAAGGCCAAAAGCGGCCAUGAAAACACUGAGCAACAUCUUAUCCAAUUAGCAUUCAAUAGAAGUUUCUCAGAAACAUCUAUUAAGUUAAAAGUCACAUAUCAUAUUUCUGACUGGAUAAUUACCUAUCCUGCUAUUAUGUUAAAAAAGGGUUCCAGAACUUUCCAGAGGCCCAAGGCCAUCUGAAAUGCUAUAAAUACCCUAGACUUUCUGUACAUGAACGAACCUUGGUGUAAAAUGUUCUCUCUAUAUUUCGCGCCUAUUCUCUUAUGUUCAAGUUGUCAUGCAGAUUUGACCUGGGAGUUGCUAGAAGAGCUUAGGAAACUGAAUCAAGCGUUCAAUGAGAAAAUUUGUCAUAACCAAAUGUUGUUUUCUCGUUGGCUAGAAAGUAAUUCAACGUCAUUCAGAUACUUUACUUCCACCGAUCUACCAUCAUAUCAUUAACCCUAUAAGUUAAAAUGAGAAUUCUUCUUAAAAGUAUGAUAUCCAAUAGCAGGCUAUCCGUAAUCUCGUUUUAAAAAUCAUGCAUAAACUCAACAAUCUUUAUCUUUAUUCCGACUGAUCGAUUUCAUUUGCUUCAACGCUGUCAGUAGAGUGUAAUUUUACCAUGAUUAUUUAUUUAUUUUAACACAUAAACAAUGGUACAAGGAGGCACCAAACAGAUAUGUGCCACAUAAAUGAUUAGAUUUAUGUAAGGGCUGGGAUACUGUCCGGGUGCUGGAACCGAAGCAAGUGGUUUUCUUAGGGGUCACACCCGGAGCCUUCAACCUAAGGAUCUAAUCCACCAUGCAGUGGAGCAACUUCAGGAGAUGUAGUCCCAUGGUAGCCGGUGACCAACAAUAGAUUCAUACACCAUUUGUUUCCUUAGGAUCCUGGAGCCCAUGUUCACCAUUUGUUUGAAAUGAGAGUUUUCUGCUCACCGUGCCACUUCCUUUACCGCAGUUUGUUCCAUCCCCAUCGAAAUGUCGAGUCCACUGGCGCGCUGACCUCUGUAGCUCUGUCGAAUUGCCGAGUCAUCUACAUCCCAUAUUCGCCUAGCGAUCAGAGAUCCCACCUUUGCUCCCCAUCGACUGCGACUGCUGCAACCAAUUCCGCUCCUCCAGAACACUACACUCAACGUCACCUUCCUGCACCAGACUGCCACAAAUAGCGCCUCCUCUCACGGCCUCGCAAUGGCGUUCGCAUCACUUCAUCCUCUUCGCCUGUUUGGCAGUGACACCAAAUGUAGUGAACGAAGACUUGGUGUAGAUAACCGAUUUAUUGUUUAAUGCAAAAUUACAGUGUCUUCGUAAAGUAUGAAAACCAUACAUUACAUACAUCAUUUACACAUCUUCCAGCUCCGAUUGGAAGUGGAAAGGUCACCAACAUAAGAUUUAGAAGACUGAAGUGGAGAGAGGAGGAAGGAACACUGAAAGCAAUCAAGAUUACAACAGGAAUGAAUAAACAAUGUAGUUCGUAAGAAACAAUUUAAAGAUAUGCAAAUGAUGUACCUAGUGUAUGAUUUCUACAUUUUACUUAACCACCAUGUAAUUUUGCAUUAAAUAAUAAGUUGGUUAUCCCCACCAAGUCUUCAUUCACUGCACUAUUACUAACAUCAUUUGAAAAUAAACGGGCGAGACUAUAAUUUAUGGACGAACCAAUCUCGUAUAAGAUAACAGGUCUCGGAUUUCGGCGCGAAAUUCACCCAUUCAUUUGAAUAAAUAGAGUUUUGGCAUUAUGGCUGAUGCCGGUUAGUGAUGAAAACCCUAAACCUUAUACCUAAUCUUAAUCAUCAACUGUAAAUCAUAAUCCUAAUCCCACACACAGGUUUAUAGCCCUCAUUUGGUCCUGGUUAUUAGGUGUACACUCUCAAGGACAGUCUGGUGUUACUCAAAGGUCGUCCAUAAAUUAUAAUCUCACCAACAAACCAUAAAAAAACACAGAGGGCGAGCGACAAUUGAACAGUUGUUUUGUGCCAAUCAUCAAUUCAACAUGUAUUCAGGUUUGAGUCACUUGUUUUGUGUAUCAUAGAACUGAUGAUAUUGCACAGUUUCUCAUGUUGAAUUACAUUGAGCAGUUGAAUUUUAAACCUGUGAAAUGAUAAAUAAAGACAUGAUUGUUUGUUUUUGCAAUUUAUAUCCCUUUCAUUGAUUACUAUAUUGUACUAUUGAAGAAAUAUUCAAUGAACUUAUUCUCUUGAUUUGGUGAAUUCUGUCUCUUUGAUUGUAAUAACCAUCAGUUCAAUACGUUUUUAUGUUUACAGAAUUUUAUUUUAUAGUAAUAAUAGGGGCGGCCAAACCAAAACGUGGCAUUAGUCCAUAAAGUCACUAACUUGUUUUCUGCGUCAUGCUGGUAGAUGCAGACUACUUGGUUGGGGUUCACAUGACCACUGUAACCAGUAGUUGGAGACUCUAGAUGAUAUGGCUCAUAAUCGAUCACAAUGUUAUAGGUUUAUACACUCUUUGUAUACCCUUAAACCAUGAACUUAAAGUUGUUUUAUACCUUUCUCUCCACGAACUAAUUCUUUCUUUUAUAUAUCACUACCAUUGAAGUAACUACUUCUGAUACGGUAUUGAUUACAUAAUGAAUAAACAUUGAUAAGAAUAUAGUGAGUAGAGUUUAGUUGAAAGAUUAUUAAUUUGAAAGAUAGUUGAAAAAAUAAAAUAAAGUCAAUGAUGUAAUAAAUACAAAAGAAAAAAAGGAAAAAAAAUUUUUAAGAUGCAGCGAAAGAAUAUUUGUCACCAAGGCAAGGAAAGAUUAACAAACGUCGCCUUUUGAAUACAUAGGUCAGGUUUUUGACGCCUGAUGGCAACGGCUUCAGCAAACUUCAGAAGACUGGAGUUUGUCUGCUUACUAAUCACCCUAAAGGAUUAUAAGGUAUCUACCUGAUGUCCUAUAUCAAGGAAAUGUUUAGUGAUUGCACUAUUCAGAGUAUUUCUUUCCCUUGUUCUAAGACUUUUUGGAACAUGUUCAAAAAAUCUAAGAUAUGCUCUCCUUUCAGUUCGGCCGAUGUAGCUGCUUUGGCAGAUACAACUGUAUUUAUAAAUACAUCGUACAUCGUACCAUAAAAUAGAAAACAACAUUUGUACAAGAUCUAACCAAAAGAGGCUGUGAAUGUGGAAGGUAGUAAUUGAUAGACUGGGUAUAAUUCAAGAAUGUUAAAUCGUAUAAUAAUCGUCUAUGGGUCAAAAUAAAGCUUUUAAUAAGAAGAACAUGAAUAUGAAUAGUUAUACGUUUAGUGUUAGUCCAGAAAUAGAUCCCAAUAGUUACUAUUCAUUAUUCUCAUCGGGAUAUAACAGUACCCAUCUGUAUUCACUAUAUAUAUAAGUUAUAUUGAUGAAUCGUUUUUUUCUUUCUUUCCUUAUAUUAUCAUUUUUAGAGUUUGUAUAGUAAUAUCAUAGUU
Messenger RNA from Schistosoma curassoni, 6140 nucleotides. The record is from the annotation of a GenBank genome assembly. NCBI's taxonomy places the organism in Eukaryota, Metazoa, Platyhelminthes, Trematoda, Strigeidida, Schistosomatidae.